Messenger RNA from Malurus melanocephalus (red-backed fairy wren), 2029 nucleotides. Its product is annotated as merlin-like. Gene Ontology annotation, biological process: regulation of cell shape; positive regulation of early endosome to late endosome transport; positive regulation of protein localization to early endosome. Gene Ontology annotation, cellular component: plasma membrane; apical part of cell; filopodium. Bases 4 to 1041 code for a protein of 345 amino acids. The transcript is spliced from 8 exons. Gene Ontology annotation, molecular function: cell adhesion molecule binding; actin binding. NCBI's taxonomy places the organism in Eukaryota, Metazoa, Chordata, Aves, Passeriformes, Maluridae. The record is from RefSeq and is a predicted model, not a curated record.
UUUAUGAGGAGGAGAAAAGUGGACUCCAUAGAGAUCCAGCAAAUGAAAGCACAGGCCAGGGAAGAAAAAGCCAGGAAAAAGAUGGAGAAUCAGAGGCUGGCCAGGGAGAAGCAGCUCCGAGAAGAAGCCGAGAGAGCCAAGGAAGAGCUGGAAAGGCGCCUUUUCCAGCUGGAAGAUGAAGCCAGGCAGGCCAACGAGGCUCUGCUCCGAUCCCAGGAGGCAGCCGAGCUGCUGGCUGAGAAAGCCCAGAUUGCAGAAGAAGAGGCCAAGCUGCUGGCCCAGAAUGCUGCAGAAGCUGAGCAGGAGCGCCAGAGGCUGGAGAUCACAGCCCUGAAAAGCAAAGAGGAGAAAAGGCUGAUGGAGCAGAAGAUGAGGGAGGCGGAGCUGAUCGCGGUGAAGCUGGUCAAGGAGUCCGACAGGAGAGCCAAGGAGGCAGAGCACCUGAAGCAAGACCUGCACGAGGCCCGUGAGGCCGAGCGCAAAGCCAAGCAGAAGCUCUUGGACAUCACCAGGAUUAAUUACCCUCACAUGGCCAAGUACCCCCAGUACUCCCCAGGUGACAGCAGAGACGUCAACUUCGACAAAGGAUCCAUAAAAUUGGAUUUGAAGGACAUCGACCUCAAGAGACUCUCCUUUGAGAUAGAGAGAGAGAGGCUUGACUACUUGGAAAAGAGCAGGAAAUUCGAAGAUCGACUGAAGGAACUGAAGUCCGAAAUCCACGCUCUGAAACUGGAGGAAAAGCAGGCUGGGCUUUACUCUCAUUGGAAUGAAGUCCUGGGCUCCUUGGAUCGCUCCUUAGGGUCUGCCCCAGCGUGGAUGAAAACCUUCAAAAGUGGAGAUGCAAAUCUUCCAAGACCUUUCCCUGCUUACUUGGUAAACACUGCAGGCAGCUGGCCCUGCACCAACAAAACUCAACACGCUGUGCCAGUGGAAAAGUCAUCUUCCCAAGCAAAUCCCUUGGUUGCCAACAGCGUGGGCACAGGAGCCAGAAAACAGAUGAUCAAGGUUCAGCAGCACGACUCGGAUGUGAUCUACAUCUGAAGCUCCUUGUUUCCUUGCCAGACUGGUGGGACUGGUGGCUGCCUUUUUCCCAGCUACAGGAGUCACCUCUGUGGGGACAAGGCCCUGGUGGCACAGAGCUGCCACCCAGGUGCCACCAGCUGGGGAUGCCCAGGGUGUGAGGGAGUGGUACAAACCCGGGGCUGUUGUUUGCUGCUCGUGGAAGGAACAUUUCACAUUUCACCCUCAGCCACCCCUUCCUCCCCGAGGUGUGUCACAUCCUCACAGUGCUCUGCUGCUGCUGGAGGAAGGAUGAGAGGCAGCAAGUGCCCAGGAGGUGUUUGGGAUGAGGAAAAUGAGCACAAACUCGGUGUUUAUCUCCACCACAGACUAAUUAUGUUUUUGGUCCGGUCCCUGGGACACGACUCCCACAGAGCUGCUCGCCGUUUUAAGCGCUUGCCUGCCAAGUAUUUUCCUUCUCCUCCCCAAACAUCCCUUGCUUCACUUAAUUGAUUUGCAUUUCUCUGUGAGAAGUCUCAGCUUUUCAUUCCACAUGCAGAAGUGGACAUCUUCAAAAUGCCUCCUGCUCCUGGGGGAAUCCUUUGUUUGCAAUGCAGAGCUUCUGUUCUUCCACUCCCCGACUCGAUCAAGCACUUUCUGCUCGAGCAAACUUUGCAUACAUUAACUGCCUUCCCGCUUCUGUGCAGUUCUGGCUCCCAAAUUAGACCAAGACAAAAGAUGCUGGUGGUGUCUGCUACAGUGGGAUUGUUUCUGGUGGAGAAAGUGGCUGCCUCAUUAGUAAAACCCACUUGCAUUUUCCUGUUUGUUGUGUGUGUUUAAGUGUCUGCUUCUCUGUGAAUCUUCGCUCUCAGGACUUCUGGGCAGGCAGACAGUGUUCAGAUGAAGCAGGAACAUGUGAUGUGUGAUAGAAAAACGAAUGUUAAUGUUGUUAAGUGUCUUGUUCUAAAAGCUGAGAUUAAAGAAAAAAUAAAAAAACGGUUUAAUAAAAAGCUUCAAUUUCCGUUUGCUU